ACCUCAGUGACCUCACUAUUAGUUCUGUAGCUGUCUGUGACAGCACACGAGCCCAAUAGAUCCAUAUCGUGGGCACAAAUCAAUAAGUUCGCGUUUUACCCACCCGAACGUUUAGCCCGAGCCCGGUUUCAGUUUUGGACCUUCGAGAAUUCGAGAGCAUACGCUGAUUGGCUGAGUGCUCAAGGCAAUACUAUGCAAUCCAUCAUAGUCCCAGGCAAAAAUUUCGCAGACCCAACAUUGUGACAGAGGAUUGGCUUUAUAGAAUUUAGGGAGCAAAACGACGACGUUUGGUUGUGUUACUACAAACUUCGUGUGAAAUCACUCUUGUCCCAUUCCCCCUCAGCUUAGCUGCACUGCCGCAAGAGCACAGGAAAAUGGAGGAGCUCCGAGACCAUCCCAACCCUCAAAAGGACGUCGUCUCCUCGGACGACGACGACCCUCCGAUGCUGAGCUCCAAAACCUUGUCGGCCCUCAAGGAGUUCCUAGCCCAGCAGAACCAGUCUCUGGGUGUUGAACCUGACCCUGACAACGUAGAGAAUGGAGAGGAGCAGGAGGAGGAGGUGGCUUUGGUGACCGAGGACUGGAGGCUGAGCCAGUUCUGGUACAACCGGGAGACUGCCGAGACUGUGGCUCGAGAGGUCCUCACUCUCUGCCAGCUCUCCAAUUCCCGCGUCGCUUGCAUCGCUUGCCCCACCCUCUACGCCUAUCUCAAGAAACUUAAUCAUAAUAUCGAUGUGCAACUUCUUGAGUAUGACAAACGUUUUGAGCGACACGGAAGUGAAUUCACUUUUUAUGAUUACAACCGACCAGAAGAGUUGCCAUCGGAACUGAAGCAUGCUUACCGCAUUGUAGUUGCAGAUCCUCCUUAUCUGAGUAAGGAGUGCUUGGAGAAAGUCAGUGAAGCAAUUUCUUUUCUUUCGCGGCCGCAAGAAUCUUACUUGCUUCUACUUACAGGUGAGGUGCAGAAAGACAGAGCUGCUGAGCUUAUGGGCUUGCGUCCAUGUGGUUUUCGGCCUCGGCACUCUAGCAAACUUGGAAAUGAGUUUCGUCUGUUCACAAAUUAUGACCCAGGAAAUAGAUUAGGAGGCUGGGAGCAAGAGGAUUAGGUGCAUUGUCUUUCUACAUGACCCUAAAUUUGUAAUCUAUGUUCAUUUUGACAAAAUUAUAUAUGCAUGUAUAUAUAUGAGCUACUCCUCCCAAGCGUGUGUUGAUCCACCCCUGUACACACACACAUCCUUAAUAUGUCCUGAGGAAAGAGCUGUAUUAUUAAGUUUGACAUUUCAUGAUAUGUUCAUAACUAUGGUGUGUGUUUCGUUAUAUUUUCUCCCCGUGGAAAUAUUCUAUGGAGGCUACUUGAAUUUGCCAUUUAUCUUGUGGUAUUUGGUUUAAGUUUUGACCAAUCAAAUAGAUGAAAAGGAGGUGCUUGAGAUCUUC
Molecule: messenger RNA, 1434 nt
Organism: Corylus avellana
Lineage: Eukaryota; Viridiplantae; Streptophyta; Magnoliopsida; Fagales; Betulaceae
Product: nucleic acid binding / methyltransferase
Biological process (GO): methylation
Molecular function (GO): protein-lysine N-methyltransferase activity; nucleic acid binding
Source: RefSeq, a predicted model, not a curated record